AUUUGUUUAUAUAAUUCGUUUGAGUGCAAUGGUUGUGUCGGACGUGCACAAUCUCGCCUUCUACAAGAAGACCAGGAGAGGCGGAGUCGUGAAGGUAGUUCGCGAGUUGUACCUCAGAGACGGGAUCCCUUGUGGAUCGAAUGCAUGUUCAGAAUGUUCCUCGAACCUUACUGGUAGUGUCAGUUUUGAAGAUAGAAAAGAUAGAGAUGGGAAAUGGUUGGAUGAUUUGAGUGGUGAUUCCAAUCAGAUGUAUUUGGUGUUUGACACCAACGUUCUUAUUCAGAAUAUAGAUUUGGUGGAAGAUCCAGCUAUCCAAAAUGUGAUCAUUCUCCAGACAGUGCUGAGUGAAGUAAGACAUAGAUCCUUGCCUAUAUUCAAGAGAGUGAAAGACCUCAUAUCGGAGAAGCGCAAGUUCCACCUGUUCAUGAAUGAGUUCUCAAAACAGACCUACUCUAUUCAGAAACCGAAAGAGACGCCCAAUGAUUUCAAAGACCGACUGAUCCGAUUGGCUACAAAGUUCUACCAAUCACAUUUGCCAAGCGUGAAAACUGUUUUAAUUUCAAACGAUAUGGCGAACCGAGAAAAAGCCAUAGAUGAAGAAAUACCAGUAAAAUCGUUAAAAGAGUUUGUACUUGAAUUGCAUCCCGAAUUAACAGAUAAGUUAAGUUCUGACAAUUCAAGCUCGCUUCCCAGUUCGGCUGCUAUUUACGAAGAUCAUCAGCCCUUAUCGAAACUGAAAAGCGGAGUAAAAAGUGGUCGGUUAUUCCAGGGUAGUUUCCAAGCGUCCAGGUACAAUCCCUUUGAAGGUCACGUGUUUUUGGAAGACAAACAGGUAUUCAUUCAUGGAAAACUACAUGUAAACCGAGCUUGUCAAGAUGAUGUUGUUGCUAUAGAAAUGUUGCCUGAAAGCGAGUGGAAAAGUUUUUAUGAAACAACAGUCGAUGAUGAUGAUGAUGAACAAAGUUCAAAAAACGUCAACGAAGAUGAAGAGGAAAAAAUUCCGAAGAAAAAACGAAAAAAGAAAAAUACAAGCGAAGUUGCGCCAUGUGCUAAAGUAGUCGGAAUAAUCAAAAGAACUUGGCGACCUUUAUGUGGUGCUUUAGAACAAUCAGUUGUGAAAUCAGGAGUUUCUCACCUAUUCAAACCGGCCGACUCCCGAUUUCCUAAAGUUAGAAUAGAAACACGGCAGUAUCAAGCGUUGCUUGGCAACCGAAUCAUUGUUGUAAUCGAUGCAUGGCCUAAAGAUUCAAAAUUUCCACUAGGUCACUAUACCCGGAAUUUGGGCAAAAUUGGAGUGAAAUCUACUGAAAAUGAAGUUCUGUUGUUAGAACACGACAUUCCUCACCAACCAUUUUCUGAUAAUGUUUUGAGUUGUCUGCCGAGUUUACCCUGGAUUAUUUCGAAAGAGGAAAGGGAGCAGAGACUGGACUUGACAGGGUUUGAUAUCUGUAGCGUGGACCCCCCUGGAUGUACUGAUAUUGAUGACGCCCUUCACUGUAGAGACAUUGGAGACGGAUUGUAUGAAGUUGGUGUUCACAUAGCCGAUGUCUCCCAUUUUAUAAGACCGGGUACAGCUAUUGACGAGGAGGCUAAGAACAGGUGUACUUCUGUGUACUUGAGUGACAAAAGGAUAGACAUGGUCCCCACUCUGCUCUCCUCCAACCUGUGUUCACUCAGAGAGGGGGUGGAGAGGUUCGCAUUCUCAGUCAUCUGGCAGUUGGACCAGGAUGCUAAUAUUAAACACACAAAGUGCACCAAAUCCAUCAUAAAAAGCAGAAGAGCAUUCACAUACGGCGAGGCUCAAAUGAUGAUAGACGAUAAUACACAACAGUCAGAUCUGGCAAACGGACUUCGAACUCUAAACAGUCUGGCUAAAAAGUUAAAAGCCAGAAGACUUGAACAAGGUGCUUUAUUAUUGGCAUCACCUGAAAUUAGAUUCCACGUUGAUAGUGAAACACACGAUCCAAUAGAAGUGAAGAGAAAAGAGUUAAUGGAGACUAAUUCACUAGUUGAAGAGUUCAUGUUGUUGGCGAAUAUCACCACCGCUAGAAUUACUCAUGAGAAUUUUUCGGAGUGUGCGUGUUUAAGGAGACACCCAGCCCCUCCGUCCAGUAACUUCGACAACUUGAUCAAGGCUGCAAAAAUGAAGGGUUUGGAUAUCAAGGCUAAUUCGGCCAAGGAGCUGGCAGACUCCUUUUCAACAAUCUCGUCCCUCAAUCUGGGCAGACUGGACAUUUUGUUGCGCAUCAUAGCCACCAGGUGCAUGAUGCAGGCUGUCUACUUCGCCAGUGCAUUCGUACCGCAGCCCGAUUUCGUACACUACGGGUUGGCCACUCCAAUCUACACGCACUUCACCAGUCCCAUCCGGAGGUAUGCGGACAUUAUGGUGCACAGACUGCUGGCAUUCGUCAUAGGGGCCGACGUCUCCUUCCCCUCCAUGCUGGACCCGAAACACGUGCAGAACAUAUGCAAUACCAUCAACUACAGACACAGGAUGGCGCAGUAUGCUUCGAGGGCCUCAGUGGCCCUCCACACUGAAUUGUACUUCCGCAGCAGGAGAGAGGUGAGAGAGGGUCACGUGUUGAUGGUGAGACGCAAUGCACUCAUAGUGUUAGUCAUGCACUAUGGCCUGGAGACACCCAUGUACUUUCCAAAGGAACUCACAUCUGCAGGAGAUGUUGUGUUCGAUGAAAAUGAACCCUCGGUGUCAGUCAAGGGACACAAAUUCAUGAUGCUAGACGAGAUCCAGGUUGAGAUAUCAGUAGACAGGACAGACGAACAACACCCCAAGAUAGUGUUGAAGUUAGUGUCUCCAAUUGUGCCGGGAUUAUCUCCUGAUGAUGCUGAUACGAUCAAAGAGCAGCUUAAAACACCAACAGAUUGAGCUCAAUUGGUGAUUGGCUUUUUUGAAAACUGAUUUUUAAUAAAUGAACUAAAAUGAUGAAAAAAAUAUCUGUUGUUUUGAAAACUGCUUGUUUGAGA
Molecule: messenger RNA, 2982 nt
Organism: Symsagittifera roscoffensis
Lineage: Eukaryota; Metazoa; Xenacoelomorpha; Acoela; Convolutidae
Product: exosome complex exonuclease RRP44-like
Exons: 9
Coding region: 29-2884 (951 amino acids)
Biological process (GO): rRNA catabolic process
Cellular component (GO): cytoplasmic exosome (RNase complex); nuclear exosome (RNase complex)
Molecular function (GO): 3'-5'-RNA exonuclease activity; RNA binding; endonuclease activity
Source: RefSeq, a predicted model, not a curated record